Carya illinoinensis is the source of this 681-nucleotide messenger RNA. RefSeq lists its product as uncharacterized. The record is from RefSeq and is a predicted model, not a curated record. Bases 1 to 681 code for a protein of 226 amino acids. The transcript has a single exon. Lineage: Eukaryota; Viridiplantae; Streptophyta; Magnoliopsida; Fagales; Juglandaceae.
AUGUCAAAAGUUUGGAAGUGUGAAAGCUGGUUACAGUUCUCAGAAGUUGGCUUAAACAAGUUUCUUAUAGAGUUCCACAAAGAACUGGACAUGAUACGAGUGAUUAAUGGCAGGCCAUGGUCCCUUGACAGAUGGCUAAUUUGCCUUCAGGUUUUUGAUGGUUCCAUGUCCAUCAAUGAAGUGCCUUUCAACAAAGAAGAGUUUUGGAUCCAAGCUUUCAACCUGCCUUUUGAUUUUAUGAACCAAGACUUUGGCUACCAACUUGGAAGUAGUAUUGGAAGGGUACUUAAAGUCCAUGCAGAUAAUAGAGGUAUAGGGUGGGGGAGAUUCCUAAGGCUCAGAGUAGAAGUAGACAUUACCAAACCUCUCCUCAGAGGCCUGUUUCUCACAGUAGAAAGCAAAAAGAUGUGGGUACCUUUCAAAUAUGAAAGGCUGCCCUCCCUAUGCUUCAAGUGUGGAGUGAUCAAACACUCCCAGGCCUCAUGCACCAGUACUGGACAGAAUGGGGGUGGCCAGCUCCAAUAUGGGACCUGGUUGAGAGCAACUGCAGUAAAGGAGAGUGAACUGCAAUUCAAACGAUAUGGUGAAGGAGACAAACCAGAUGGACAACCUGGAGCUCAGCCAUGGAGGGAGGGAGGGAAGGACAGGGAUGAUGAUAUGAACUAUCCCAAUUCAUCUUAA